AUUCGAAAGGGGGCGGAUCCCUCAACGUCUCGAAGGAAUCGACGUUGAGAGACGAACAAAGGAUCCUAAGCGAGACGGGAGAUUUGCCGACCGACAAGGAAGGAGGGUCGUUGCGGAGGAAGAACGCCCUUCGACUCGUUACGAGGAGUUAACACAUCAACUCCGCCUGAAUUUUUCCUUCAAAUGGGACGUGCAACCACGAGAUGUUGGGCUUUUCGGUCGCUCGCCGUGAGCGCUUCUCGAUUUAUCUUUGCGACCAAUGAGAAACUUCCGUAGAACCAACCCGGUCGCCUUAAAGUCUGAAGACGCGAGUCAAGUCACGAGAGUUAUGUUGACGAAGAUGCAAGUAAAUGGAGAUAGUGGCUAGUGAUAAAAGAAGAAAUUGGUUUUCAGGGAACCACGUGGAUUUGGGUUAUUUUCAAUAUGUUGAUCCAGCUGAAGCCAAGUAUCAAAUGGACAGGCAAAUUCUUCUUGGUCAGGAAUUAACUGUUGUAUUUGCAGAGGACAACAGAAAAAAAGCCCUCCGAGAUGAGGGCAAGAGAAGGAAGGAGUUCAUACUGAUACAUUCACCAUCACCACUAAUAUUGGUUAUCCAAAAUAUAACGGCCAUGUGUAUGACCACUGAAGAACACCACGUCGCUCCCUCUCACCUCGCUAUUCUCGCUCCCGUUCUCACUCACAGCAAUAUUCGCACCCUCCAUGCGGUGUUAGGUCAUGUUCGAGAAACCUUCUCCGCAAAGGAGGCACCACUCCUAGGUAACAUCUAG
Messenger RNA from Zingiber officinale, 767 nucleotides. RefSeq lists its product as uncharacterized. The record is from RefSeq and is a predicted model, not a curated record. The coding region runs from base 351 to 767 and encodes 138 amino acids. NCBI's taxonomy places the organism in Eukaryota, Viridiplantae, Streptophyta, Magnoliopsida, Zingiberales, Zingiberaceae. The transcript has 6 exons.